GGGGUCUGGGAGCGGAGCCCGCCCCCCGAGGCGCUCGCGCCGCCAGCGCCGCCCCCGGCAGCAGCGGAGUCCCCGCCCCUCCCUGUGACGCCCCUCCCGCGUGGGCGGGGCCGGAAGCGGCGGGGCGCCGGAGCGGGAGCGGCGGAGCGCCGAGGGGGCGCCGGCAGCGGCAGGAUGGAGGCCGGGCCGGGCCUGCAGGAGGAGUACCGCCGGUGCCUGGAGAGGGACUUCCGCAGGGGCCACGUGGGGCCCUGCAGCGACGCCUCCCUGAAGGACCUGCUGUGGCAUCACCUGCUGGAGGACCCGGAGCUGCACUGCAGCCUGGAUGGGGAGGACACCUUGGCCACGCUGGCCACCGCCCUGCGGGGACACCUGGACGCCAAAGGGGCCCUGCGGGACCUGGCCAGGGCCUUCGAAGUGCUGGAGCUGGCGGCCGUCAACCUGUACUUCUUCCCCUGGCGCAAAGAGUUUGCCACCAUCAAGACCUUCUCCGGGGUCUACGUCCACGUCCUUCAGGGGGUCCUGCCAGAGGCCGACCUUGCCCGGAGCUUCCGCCGACUGGGCUACGUACAGCAAGACCGCCUCCACCUGGUGAAUUCUCGACUGCCGCCGAGCGCCAACCUGCUCUGUGCAGCCUGCUGCUUCUUUGCGGCCAGGGUGGAGUGCCAGAUCCUGGCGAAAAUUGUGGAGGAAUUGGAGCCGCGGGUGGUGCCGCCCGAUGAGCUGCUGAGGGCCCGGAAGGAGGCCAGGGGCAGCCUGGAGCGGUGCGUGGCCAAGCUGCAGAGCCUGACACGGUGGCCACGGAGCCGCGAAGUUCGCUCAGACCUGGCCGGCGGGUUCGAUCUCUACCGGGAGAGCGCUGAGGGGCACGGCUUCUACAGGGAGCCUGCAGGCAGUCGGCUCUGGGGCCAGGAAACCUCCUCCUCCUCCCUCAGCGAGUGCGGCAGCCCCCGGCUCCUAAGGCGGAGCCCCCAGCCACUGGCAGAGUGCCGGAGCGAGCCCCCCUGGAGCCGGGAGUCUUCCUGUGGCAAUGGAGUCCUGGGCUCAGACGCGCCCGACCUGGCCACCUCCUUCUCCUUCAUCUCCUUGAGGCGGGAGCUCAGCAGGACCUCUGAGGCGGACUUUCCUGCUCAGCUGGGGAGUCCGUUCCUCUUCUCGGGUCUGGGGGGCUAUGAGAGUUCCGACCCCCCCUCGCAGGCGACCAGCAGCCCGGCCUCUCCUCCGUCCAGGCAGCCCAGGAGCCUCCACCUCAGCCCGGCCAGCCUGCACAGCAGCCCUCAGGGACUGAGCCCCGAGCCGGCCCACUACCAGAUGCACUCCUGCCUGCUCCCGGGGGCCCUGCCCGGCUCCUGCUGCAACACCUGCCGGCUGCUGCACGUCAGCAGCUGCGAUGGGGCCCAAGUCUGCCGGAACCGCCACCACCUCGUGGAAGAGCUGCAGAGCGAGAAGCAGCAGCGCCUGUGGCUGCAACGGACAGAGGUGGACAGGCUGCUGCGGGAGGGGGCGGGGCCCUGGCAGUAGGACCGGCGACGCCCUGCGAGGUCACCAAACCUGCUUUCCCCCUCUGGCUGGGGGGAGGGGGGGCAGAGUCCAAAGCGGCCAAGCCCCUCCCCCCCUUCUAACAGAACGGAGCUGGACAGAGGACUGGAGAUGGGAUGGCUUUGCCCGGCUUCAGUGAAGGGCCGAGUCCAGCACCCAUGAAGUCUGCAGGUGGCAGGUGGGGAGCAGACCUGCCAGGAACCCUGAUUUCUAGGGCUGGGAUUGUGGGUUUCUGGGUGCCCGUCUCAUCAGGGAAGGCCUCCUUUGCCUGUUCCGGGAUUUGGGUGGCCCGAGGCUGCUCUAGCUUGUCCUGUGAGCUCCUGCGUACGGUGGGGGCCAGAGAAGAGCCUCCUGCUCAAGCCCCCAGUCAGGGAGGAACCGCGGGCAGCAUUUACAAAACCGGAAGGGGCCCCGUGAUGGCAGUCACUUUGCUGAUGUUUCUCAUGAAAGAUGCAGUUGUAAUAAACAUACCUGAAAGCUACCUGGCUUACUGGAUCUCUGGACACCC
Molecule: messenger RNA, 2047 nt
Organism: Pseudonaja textilis
Lineage: Eukaryota; Metazoa; Chordata; Lepidosauria; Squamata; Elapidae
Source: RefSeq, a predicted model, not a curated record